CGUUCUUUUUUCUGUCCCUCCUCCUUUCUGGUACGUUCCCAAUGGUACAGCCAGCAUCUUGCAGCAUAAUGCUUACAAGACGGUAAACGGGGAGUGAUUCAGCAUUGCAAUCGUAAUUUCAAGGCUAUACCGGUAUUUUUUUUUUCUUCCAUCGCUGCAUUUUUUUCUAGUUAUCUCCAUGUUCACUUUUAUUUUUCUGUGCGUGCUAAGUCGUUAAAUGUCUCUCGUCGGAAUGUUUUGAACAGAACUGUCACCGGCCUAGGAUCGUCGUCAGCUGGCACGGAAUGGUAUUUAUGAGCAGGCAUUUCUUCUAUUACUGCGGUGAACCAGUCCUAGAUGUGAAAAUAGCCUUUUGUCAGGUGUGUGUUCCUUACAGGUAAAAUAAGGGUUUUGGUAAACAAUUGGAUGUGUCAUACAUUGGCAAGCAUUACAACAUGAGCAAAUGCAAAGUGGACAACCAGUUCUACAGUGUGGAAGUAGGAGAUUCCACCUUCACAGUUCUCAAACGUUACCAGAAUCUAAAACCCAUCGGUUCUGGAGCUCAGGGAAUCGUCUGUGCCGGGUACGAUGCAGUCCUCGACAGAAACGUGGCCAUCAAGAAGCUCAGCAGACCCUUUCAGAACCAGACCCAUGCCAAGAGGGCAUACAGGGAACUGGUGCUCAUGAAAUGUGUCAAUCACAAAAAUAUCAUCAGUUUAUUAAAUGUUUUCACACCACAGAAAUCACUAGAAGACUUUCAGGAUGUGUACCUGGUGAUGGAGCUGAUGGAUGCAAACCUAUGCCAGGUGAUUCAGAUGGAGCUAGACCAUGAGAGAAUGUCCUACCUGCUCUACCAGAUGCUGUGUGGCAUCAAACACCUGCACUCAGCUGGAAUUAUACACAGGGACCUGAAACCUAGCAAUAUAGUGGUGAAGUCUGAUUGUACGCUGAAGAUCCUGGACUUUGGCCUGGCAAGGACUGCAGGCACAAGCUUCAUGAUGACCCCGUACGUGGUGACACGGUACUACAGAGCUCCAGAGGUCAUCCUGGGCAUGGGGUACAAAGAGAACGUGGAUAUAUGGUCGGUGGGGUGCAUUAUGGGAGAAAUGGUGCGUCACAAAAUCCUGUUCCCUGGCCGUGACUAUAUCGACCAAUGGAAUAAAGUGAUUGAGCAGCUGGGCACACCCUCACCAGAGUUUAUGAAGAAGCUGCAGCCCACUGUCCGUAACUAUGUAGAGAACAGACCCAAAUACGCAGGCCUCACCUUUCCCAAGCUCUUCCCCGACUGCCUCUUCCCUGCAGACUCAGAGCACAACAAACUCAAAGCUAGCCAGGCCAGAGAUCUGUUGUCUAAGAUGUUGAUUAUUGAUCCAGCCAAGCGGAUACAAGUGGACGAAGCCUUACAGCACCCCUACAUCAACGUUUGGUACGACCCAGCCGAGGUGGAGGCGGCCAGGGAUCUCGUCCAAAUAUCAAUGCCUCCUCCUGCUAUCUACGACAAACAGCUGGAUGAGAGAGAACACUCUAUCGAUGAAUGGAAAGAACUAAUCUACAAAGAGGUGAUGAACUUUGAGGAGAGGACGAAGAACGGGGUGGUGAAGGGACAACCCUCUCCCUCAGGUGCAGCCGUGAACAGCAGUGGUGAGAGCCUCCCUUCCCCCUCCGUCAACGAUAUCUCCUCCAUGUCCACCGACCAGACCCUGGCCUCAGACACUGACAGCAGCCUGGAGACCUCCGCAGGACCCCUGGGGUGUUGCAGGUGACUAGCAGCCUGCCUGCGCAACCCAAUGUUCUUCAGAAGGUGAAAUGUCCAAACAACCAACCAACUCACCAAAACCUGAAAAAGAACAAAGAUUAUUCAAAAUAAAAAAAGUAUCAUAUUAAAAGGGAUUUAAGAAAACGUAAA
Messenger RNA from Oncorhynchus tshawytscha (Chinook salmon), 1885 nucleotides. Its product is annotated as mitogen-activated protein kinase 10. Bases 435 to 1742 code for a protein of 435 amino acids. Gene Ontology annotation, cellular component: nucleus; cytoplasm. NCBI's taxonomy places the organism in Eukaryota, Metazoa, Chordata, Actinopteri, Salmoniformes, Salmonidae. Gene Ontology annotation, molecular function: JUN kinase activity; ATP binding. The record is from RefSeq and is a predicted model, not a curated record. Gene Ontology annotation, biological process: JNK cascade; protein phosphorylation. The transcript is spliced from 14 exons.